Messenger RNA from Pygocentrus nattereri (red-bellied piranha), 1410 nucleotides. Its product is annotated as ubiquitin-conjugating enzyme E2 A-like. Gene Ontology annotation, cellular component: HULC complex. The transcript has 6 exons. Gene Ontology annotation, molecular function: ubiquitin conjugating enzyme activity. Gene Ontology annotation, biological process: protein polyubiquitination; DNA repair; proteasome-mediated ubiquitin-dependent protein catabolic process. Bases 128 to 586 code for a protein of 152 amino acids. The record is from RefSeq and is a predicted model, not a curated record. NCBI's taxonomy places the organism in Eukaryota, Metazoa, Chordata, Actinopteri, Characiformes, Serrasalmidae.
UGAUGAGUUCCGUGUAGUCACUAGGUUAGCCGGGCUGUAGCUGUGUUAGUUUACCGCAGUUUGCCGGUCGCUUCGGCGUACAAUACGGUGUAAAUAUCUAUUUGUUAACCUAGAUAGCUAACUAACAAUGUCAACCCCUGCUCGAAGACGACUUAUGAGAGAUUUUAAAAGGCUUCAGGAGGAUCCACCAGCUGGGGUCAGUGGUGCCCCAUCAGAGAACAACAUCAUGAUCUGGAAUGCAGUCAUUUUUGGCCCAGAGGGUACACCUUUUGAAGAUGGUACGUUCAAGCUAACAGUUGAGUUUACAGAAGAAUACCCGAACAAGCCACCAACUGUGAGAUUUGUCUCAAAGAUGUUUCAUCCAAAUGUAUAUGCAGAUGGCAGUAUUUGUCUGGAUAUUCUUCAGAAUCGUUGGAGUCCAACAUAUGAUGUUUCAUCUAUCCUGACAUCAAUUCAGUCCCUUCUAGACGAACCUAAUCCCAACAGCCCUGCAAACAGCCAGGCAGCUCAGCUCUAUCAGGAAAAUAAGCGUGAAUAUGAGAAACGGGUGUCUGCUAUUGUUGAGCAGAGCUGGAGAGACAGUUGACCACACACUUGGACUUAAUGUUUCUAUUUUGUGAUCAGUGGUGGAAGAUUGUCAGUUUCUUUUUUUUUUUUUUUUUUAAAUGCACUUUACUUACUUUGCCGUACAGGAUCAUGUUUUUUUUGUUUGAUUGCAUUGAUGAUCCAUCAUGCACGACUCAUUUUGAAUCUGUUGUGAAUGUUUCAAACAUUAUAAACUCUGAAUGGCUUCAACAAGGAUUUUUUAACUGACUAUCUAUUGGUGUAUGACCCUUUUAAGGAAAGUUUCUCAGUAACAGGGCUGUUGAGUAAAUUAUCACAUCACGGAAACCUUAAAUGUUCUGUCAGGCAUACACUACAUGGUUUUAUCUACUCUUUGCUUUCGUGGGGAAAAUCUUUGGGUCAGACAUCAAGUGCAAGACUGUGGACGUGUCUGUUCCAGUCCUGAAUUGUUAACAUUGCUGCAUCGUGACAUGACCGCUCCAAGGAGAUGAUGGAGGAAAACCCUGUGUGGUUUGUGGAGAGUGUAUAGUACUCCUGACUUUCAGUUCGCUCUGUUCUCUAUUCUGAUGUAACACUUAUUCUACUAUCACACACACACAUCUUCAGUCAUAUGCCUUUGGGCCAACCUUAUCAAACUAUUUUUCAGCAUAUACUUUUCUUUCUUUUACCAACCCCAGUCUCUGGUGUUGUAUGCUGUUACAUGCAUGAAUGCCUGACUGUGCCCAUAGUGAGCCUAUUAAAUCUUGUAUAUAAGAAACUCAACUGAAUAUAUGUACAGAUUUUUGCACUGGUUGUCAGUCAUUUUCCAGCACUUGUAAAUAAUGAAAAUAAAAAAACAAAAAUAUC